Messenger RNA from Silurus meridionalis, 2683 nucleotides. It is a transcript of the gene snx8a, whose product is annotated as sorting nexin 8a. The transcript is spliced from 13 exons. Gene Ontology annotation, biological process: retrograde transport, endosome to Golgi. The record is from RefSeq and is a predicted model, not a curated record. Gene Ontology annotation, molecular function: phosphatidylinositol binding. The coding region runs from base 110 to 1672 and encodes 520 amino acids. NCBI's taxonomy places the organism in Eukaryota, Metazoa, Chordata, Actinopteri, Siluriformes, Siluridae.
CCGCCUACAUUACGAUCUCACGCCUGGCAGUAGGAAAGCCCCCCCCUUUUGAUUCUUUCCCCAGGAAAUCACAUGGAGGUGCAGAUGUACUCACAUGACAGUGUGAGCGAUGGAAGGGGAGCUCAAUGAAGGAUCGGUCCCUGUGUAUUAUAGGGAAGUGCAUCAAGCUAUCAGUAGUAGGACGGAUGAACGUGUGUCAAUCGAUGUGUUCCAAAGACUCCUUAAGAGGACCAAUCUCUCUGUCACCAUACAGAACCAGAUAACAGAGCAUGUAGAUAAUGGAGAUGGUUUUCUAAGCAAGUUGUCACUCUAUAAAGCCCUGGCGCUGAUUGCCCUUGCUCAACAAGGCAAGCAGCCGAGCCCCAAACUCUUGGAGAACUGCAUACAAGAGUUCCCUAAACCUCAGCUGGGAGACCCAAAGGAGCUGCAGGCCCUGAGAAUACAACCAGCUCAGGAGAAUCCUCUUCUUAUGUAUUUAUCUCUGGAGAACCUGCUAGGCAAGGACACUAUAAAGGUGGAGCUCAUCCCUGAGAAGAAAGGCCUGUUCCUCAAACAUGUGGAGUAUCAGGUCACCAGUGAACGUUUCAAAACGUCCGUCUAUCGGCGUUACAGCGACUUUGAUGUCUUCCAUGAGCUUUUGCUUCAUAGGUUUGCCUACAGAAUGGUGCCUUCCCUACCACCUAAAAGAGUGCUUAAAUCAGUGUUGAACUCGCAGUCAGAGAGAGAGUUCAUUGAAGGACGGCGACGUGGUUUGGGCAGAUUUUUGAACCUCGUUGCCAGGCAUCCCUUUUUCUCACAGGACGAGCUUGUUAAAAUAUUUCUCACAUUCAGCGGCUCGGAUGUCCAAAUAAAGCUGCGGGAUUCUUUCAAGAAAAUGGGAGACGAGUUCAUGACUUAUACACUUGCAACACAAGUCAAGGAAUACCUCCCUUCGGACAUCCAGGUCCUGUUUACUACAAGCCGAGAGCUGAUCAGAAAUAUCCACAACAGUUUUCAGAAACUGCGUGACCGAGCGGAAAGAAUGGCAGAGCGGUCAAAGGAGAACUCUACAGAUCUGCUCAUGUUUGGGAAGGAGCUUAGUACAUUGGGUUGUGAUCCCUCACCCGUGCCUGUCUUGGACUCAUCUAAGAGCAUGUGGGCUGAUUUGAGAGUUUCUCUUCAUGGCUUUUCCUCUGAAUUCUCCCUGUUAUCAGAAAAAGCUGCCCAACAGGGAAGAAGAGAAGAGGAUGAUGUGGUGGAAAAACUGAACUUCUUCCUGGAUUUGCUGCAGUCGUACAGGGACUUGUGUGAGCGUCACGAAAAGGGUGUUCUACAUGAGCACCAGAAGGCUCUUCAGAAGUACAGUGUGAUGAAAAGACAGAUGAUGAGUGCAGCUGUGCAGCCAAAAGAACAGGUGUCUGUGGAGCAGCUAGAGUCCCGCAUUGUCCAGCAGGAGAAUGCAAUCCAGACGAUGGAGCUACGGAACUACUUUUCCCUGUUCUGUGUGCAUCAGGAAAGUCAAGUGAUAUUUGCCUACCUCCCCAUCACCUCACACAUUCUGGGGUCUUUCGUCAAUUCACAAGUGCAGAGUCACAGUGAGAUGGGCCAGGUUUGGAACAAUCUUCGCUCCAAGCUGAGUGGACUUUUUGCAGACAGUAAUGGUUGCCAGUCUCCUCCUCUCACGCCAAAAUAGCAGAGGAUGAGGAACGACGCUGGGCUGCCAGAACGACUUUGCACAAUUUUCUUUUCCUUUAUGUAUCCUACAGUACACUACUGCAUGAUGAUAACUUGCUAAUUCUCUUUUCUCACAUGCUGAGCUUGAUGCCGAAAUGACACCAACAUAUUUUGUAUGAAACUGCUGUUGUAAAGUAGCUUAAAGGAAAAGCAAUUUUGCUCUUUAUUACCUUUAAAAAAAUUUAUUUAGUCCUAUAUGCUAUAUAGGUCAUUAUUAAGCUAAUGAUAGUUUUAAAAACAACACUCCAAUUUGUACAGAAUCAUAAAGAACAUUCUGUAGAACACGUUUACAGACAGAGGAUGGCAGUAUUGCUGCAAACAGAACGAUUUUUAUUUUAAUCCACAAAAAAAGCUAUCUAGUAUGUAACUGCAAAACAGAUUCAUAGUUGCAACGUCUGAGCCCAAAUCAAUUCAAGUGCACUCAAUUCAAGCAUGCUUUCAUAAUAUGCAUAGCAGAAGAAGAACUAACAUCUGAAGAACAUACCAAAAAAUAAUCUCAGAUGUUUUCUUAAGGCAUUAAGAAAUGUCUGAAUUACUAGAGCUCAGGUGGAAAAAUGAAGUUAAGCGAAAGAAAAAGAUAGAUAUUAAAUGUUUAGUAACUUAAAGCAGAGAAAUAUAUAUUCUAUUUUAAUGGUUUUACUUGUAUAUGAUAUGUCAGUAUAUCAUGCAUCUAUUAUUAUGUUUUCUGAUUUAUUCACAGAACCUUUAUACACAUUUUGUAGAAAUUGAGUAUCCAUGAGUUGUGCAUGAGGAAUGUGUUGUGCAUGAGGAAUAUUUUGGAUAAUUUGUAUAUUCAUUUACUUUUAUUUGCUUGAUUGAUUUAGCAUGUGCCAUAGUUUGCCCUCUGCUGGCAAUAUGAGCAAAUUACAGCUUGUUCAAAUUAAUUCCCCAGCUGCCUGUUUUAACCCAUUAUGUUGUUAUAUGUACAUUUUUGUGCUAAUCAGCAAUAAAGCAAGAAAUGUGUUUUCAA